Molecule: messenger RNA, 1518 nt
Organism: Hyaena hyaena (striped hyena)
Lineage: Eukaryota; Metazoa; Chordata; Mammalia; Carnivora; Hyaenidae
Gene: PAX7
Product: paired box 7
Exons: 9
Coding region: 1-1518 (505 amino acids)
Biological process (GO): anatomical structure development; regulation of transcription by RNA polymerase II
Molecular function (GO): RNA polymerase II cis-regulatory region sequence-specific DNA binding; DNA-binding transcription factor activity, RNA polymerase II-specific
Source: RefSeq, a predicted model, not a curated record
AUGGCGGCCCUUCCCGGCACCGUACCCAGGAUGAUGCGCCCGGCGCCCGGGCAGAACUACCCCCGCACCGGCUUUCCUCUGGAAGUGUCUACACCACUUGGCCAAGGCCGGGUCAACCAGCUUGGUGGGGUCUUCAUCAACGGACGACCCCUGCCCAACCACAUCCGCCACAAGAUAGUGGAGAUGGCCCACCAUGGCAUCCGGCCCUGUGUCAUCUCCCGCCAGCUGCGUGUGUCCCACGGCUGUGUCUCCAAGAUUCUCUGCCGCUAUCAGGAGACCGGGUCCAUCCGGCCUGGGGCCAUCGGGGGCAGCAAGCCCAGACAGGUAGCGACUCCGGAUGUGGAGAAAAAGAUCGAGGAGUACAAGAGAGAAAACCCAGGCAUGUUCAGCUGGGAGAUCAGAGACCGGCUGCUGAAGGACGGGCACUGUGACCGCAGCACCGUGCCCUCAGGUUUAGUGAGUUCGAUUAGCCGCGUGCUCAGAAUCAAGUUCGGGAAGAAAGAGGAAGAGGAUGAAGCCGACAAGAAGGAGGAGGACGGCGAGAAGAAAGCCAAGCACAGCAUCGAUGGCAUCCUGGGCGACAAAGGGAACCGGCUGGAUGAAGGCUCGGACGUGGAGUCGGAGCCUGACCUCCCUCUGAAGCGCAAGCAGCGCCGGAGUCGGACCACCUUCACGGCUGAGCAGCUGGAGGAGCUGGAGAAGGCGUUUGAGAGGACCCACUACCCGGACAUCUACACCCGCGAGGAGCUGGCGCAGAGGACCAAGCUCACUGAGGCGCGUGUCCAGGUCUGGUUCAGCAAUCGCCGUGCCCGUUGGCGGAAGCAGGCAGGAGCCAACCAGCUGGCAGCGUUCAACCAUCUUCUGCCAGGGGGCUUCCCGCCCACCGGCAUGCCCGCGCUGCCCCCCUAUCAGCUGCCGGACUCCACCUACCCCACCACCACCAUCUCCCAGGAUGGAGGCAGCACCGUACACCGGCCCCAGCCCCUCCCGCCGUCCACCAUGCACCAGGGGGGGCUGGCCGCCGCUGCUGCGGCCGCCGACACCGGCUCUGCCUACGGAGCCCGCCACAGCUUCUCCAGCUACUCAGACAGCUUCAUGAACCCGGCGGCGUCCUCCAACCACAUGAACCCCGUCAGCAACAGCCUGUCUCCCCAGGUCAUGAGCAUUCUGGGCAACCCCAGCGCGGUGCCGCCACAGCCGCAGGCCGACUUCUCCAUCUCCCCGCUGCACGGCGGUCUGGACCCGGCCACCUCCAUCUCAGCCAGCUGCAGCCAGCGGGCCGACUCCAUCAAGGCGGGAGACAGCCUGCCCACCUCCCAGUCCUACUGCCCGCCCACCUACAGCACCAGCGGCUACGGCGUGGACCCCGUGGCUGGCUACCAGUACGGCCAGUACGGCCAGACUGCUGUUGAUUACCUGGCCAAAAACGUGAGCCUCUCCACACAGCGUCGCAUGAAGCUCGGGGAGCACUCUGCUGUGCUGGGACUCCUGCCUGUGGAAACCGGCCAGGCCUACUAA